AUGAAGUUGAUCCUUUUUCUUAUUUUUUGUGUCAAUUUGACACAAGAAAAAUCGAGCUAUUCUUUUGAUGGAUCACUUUUUGAUAGUAAAGAAUUGGAAUAUGAUGAAAUUGAUGAAAAAGUUGGUUUUUUUUUAAAUUUUCAAGUUUUAGCAAUAAUUUCAUAACAUCUAAAACUAAAAUAUUUCAGGCAACAGGUUCAGUUUUUUCUCGAUAUAUGGCUGAUUCAAAAGCUCAAUUGAUUUUGGAUCUCGAUUUAUUUCAUCAUUUUUUCAAUUAUGCUGAAGCUUAUAAAAAUGGAGCUGAAGAUGGAAAUUUGGAAAUUAUGAAAUAUGCUGUUGAAAUGGUUGAAAAAUUGAAAGCAUUUGAUGUUUCAGCUCGUUAGUUUUUAUUUCUUCAAAGAAUAAUUACAGUAAUCUAAGAGUUUAGCAAAAUUGGGAAAUUUGAGGAAUUAUUCCAUUCUUUGGAAUUUCAUUUUUUAAUUCUCCAACUUUCUAGAUAAAAAUCAAUACAGGGUAAAAUUUGGAAUUUUGUAUAUCUGAAACCAAACUUUUUUUUGAUGAAGUAGAUAAUUUCCAAAAUUUUCAGAAAAUCUUCUUUUUUAAAUGUGUUUGAUUUUUCCGAACAGUCAAGAACCAUUAAAAUAUAACUAGAAUUCUAAAAAAAAACUCUAAAAGUUUUCAGCAUGUGUUGGAGACAUGCUUCAUCUCGCUUGGACUGGUGUUGAAUAUGCAACUCACGUCGAAGAGCAUAAAAAUUGUUCGGAUUGUAAAUGUACUCCACUUUUCCAACAAAAGAAAAACGAAAGACAUUGGAUUUUUAAUGGUGAGAUUAUCAUUUUCAAGUUUUCAAUAAACAAAAUUUUUUGUAGUUUUCGAUGCGAUGGGAAAAGUUCCAGCUGGAAUUUCGAGUGGAAAUAAUUUAUGGGUUGGAUCAUGGAGUACUUGUAGAAAAAUUGAAGUUGUCAAAAAUCGUCAGGGACAAAAAUGGAAGGGACAAUAUUGUUUAGCAAAUGUUCAUGCUUAUGAGAGAGAUAAUCCGUUGAAAAAUAUUGGAUCAGUUGAUGCUGUUGAUAAACAUUGCUUGUAAGUUUAAUACUUUUCCUAUUCUGGAUUUCUGUGAUUCGGAAUAAUUCUAGUGAACCAGUUUCGCCAACAAAUAUCACAGAUGAUGGACAAUGUUUCAAUCUUUUUCCACUUUUGAAAUUUGGUGUUUGUAUGCCAAAUACUUGUACUGAUCAUGAUGUUAAAAGAAUGUUAACAUUUGCAAUUCGAGCUGCGGAAGCAAUGACUGGAAUGAAUAAAGUUUGUGAUGUUAGUGUUGAAUGUCGAGUUGAAUCGAAUUCUGAUGCAAUGUCUCAAAAUCCAUUGGCUAUGUUUGCAUUGUACGUUUUCUUUUACCCAUUUUUGCCCAAAAUUACAUUCUGAAAAUAUCUAGAAACAUCUAUGAAUUAAUGAGCUUUUAUUUUUUUCAACUUUCAGAUAUUUAUUGAUUGCAACCACUGUUAUUGCAAUUUUCGGAACUUUAUACGAUUUGUUCAUUAUUCAAAAUAAUCCUCCAGAAUCUCAUCCUGCAAUAAAUCGUGAGAUUUUUUUCAAAAAUCAAUAUACAUAUCAAUGUUUUCUUCAGAUGGCUUCAUCAAGUUUAUCCUUGCAUAUUCUUUAUAUUCAAAUGGCCUCGAAAUUUUGCAAUCGAAAAAACGAGAUGGUGAAAUCAACACUCUUCACGGUGUCAGAUUUUUAAGUAUGUGCUGGAUUAUUCUUGGACAUACUUAUUAUUAUAUUGGAGCAAGUUUGACAACAGGUAGAUUUCAAAAAUAGUUUUGAAAAAAAUUGGGUUUUCAGAUAAUCUUAUUCCAACUCUCAUCAAUUUUCCACAACAAUUUUACACUCAAAUAAUUGUGCAAGCUCCUUUGGCUGUCGAUUCAUUUUUCUUUUUGAGGUAAAAUAAAUCCAAGAAAAUAAACUACAGUAACCAUACAAUUAAUUUUUCAGCGGAAUGUUAGCAGCAUUUUUCUUCUUCAAGAAAACAAUGAAAGCAGAUAAACCACCAUCAAUGAGUCCAAUGAAUCCAAUUUCUUGGCUUCUUUAUUAUGUCAAAAGAUACACGAGGUACUAAAUAUCUGGAAAAGAUUCGGAAAUUAUCAAAAUACUUUCAGAAUUACUCCAACAUAUGCAGUUGUAAUGUUAUUUGAUGUUACUCUAUUUACAUAUGUUUCAAAUGGCCCAUUUUGGAGACCAAUUGAAAAACAAGGAUGUCGACAUGCUUGGUGGACUAAUUUCAUUUAUUUAAAUAAUUUCUUACUACAAGAUGUUGAAUGUGUUAGUUUCAAAAAUAAUACAAAAUAUUUUUUUAAUGAUAUAUUUUUUCAGUGUAUGGGUUGGACAUGGUAUUUGGCAAAUGAUAUGCAAUUCCAUGUUGUACUUAUGCCAAUUUUAAUCAUAACAUUUUUAAAAUGGGGAAUGAAACCAGGAAUGAUUGUUUCGAGUGUGAUUAUGAUUAUUUCGUCAAUCAUCAAACUUGUCAUAAUUGAAUAUAAGGAUUUUCCACCAGCUCCACUUUUAACAGCAAAACUACAAAUGUGAGUUGCAAUUUGGGCACGAUUUCUUUUCAAAAAAAUAUUGACGGAAAUUUCAUAUUUCAGUGUGAAACAAUUGGAUGAAUAUUGGAAUCAUGUUUAUGUUCGACCGUAUGUCAGAUGUACACCAUUUAUAAUUGGUGUUAUUGUUGCAUAUUUAUUGAAUGCCUGGACGACAAAAGACCAAAAAGAUCUAAGAAUCAAACUUGAAAGGGUAUUUGGAUAUCCAAACUAAAUUUAAAAACAUUUUUUUAUUUCAGAAGCAUGUUAUAAUUGGCUGGACUUGUUCAACAAUUUUAGGACUUUAUUCGGUUUUCGGACUUUAUUGGUUUGCAAAAACUGGAGAUAUUUCAGAAUGGUGGAAGGUAAUAAUUUCAUGGAAAUGAACACUUUCUAUAAUGGUAUUUUUCAGAUUCUUUAUAUAUUAUUUGGUCGACCAGCUUAUGCUUUAGCACUUGGUUGGGUUGUAUUUGCUUGUACAACAGGAAAUGGUGGACCAGUUGAUACGAUUUUAUCAUGGCGAUUAUUUGUGCCUUUAUCAAAAAUCACAUUUUGUGCAUAUUUGUUACAUCCAAUUAUGCUACAAAUUUAUAAUUUGAGUCGUCCACAACCUUUUCAUUUUACAACUUUUGGACAAAUGGUCAGUUUCUUUUCUAUUUUUUUUUCGAAAAUAUUUCAUCGAUAUUUUUCAGCUUCGACAUACAGUUGAAGCAGUUGUCGCAUCCUAUUUGAUGGCAUUCUUUUUUGCAUUAGCAUUCGAAAAACCAUUUACAAAAAUCGACGAAAUGCUUCUGCCAUCAACGAAAAAAGUGGAAGUGAAAUCGAAAAAAGUAGAUCAAGAGCUAGAACUUUUAAAUCAAAGUAGAAACUAA
Molecule: messenger RNA, 3448 nt
Organism: Caenorhabditis angaria
Lineage: Eukaryota; Metazoa; Nematoda; Chromadorea; Rhabditida; Rhabditidae
Source: the annotation of a GenBank genome assembly